Molecule: messenger RNA, 611 nt
Organism: Trichogramma pretiosum
Lineage: Eukaryota; Metazoa; Arthropoda; Insecta; Hymenoptera; Trichogrammatidae
Exons: 6
Coding region: 1-540 (179 amino acids)
Source: RefSeq, a predicted model, not a curated record
AUGUUGGUUGAAAAAAAAUGUUUACUUUUAUCAAGAAUUAUUGGAAUCUUCACAGCAGUUGUUACUUGCAUCGUUGGACUAGACUGUGCUCUAAACGGCCAUGAGCUAAGUUUGUACAUCUUUGUUUCUUCGUUCAUCAUUUUCUUUUUUGAAACCGAGUGGAUGAUAGAUUUCUACAUUAGAGAUUCUAGUCGGAGCACGGAAAGUAUUGGAGUUCGUUGUUGGUCUGUUAUUUACUCAGCGACGAGCGGUUGGAAAAAGGGAUUAUUUUACUUGCCGCUCGCCUGUAUAUUAGCCUGGAUAUCAUAUAAUACUUGGCUUUAUUAUUCUAAUGCCCUGCUAUUAUUGUCAUUGACGAUCAUGCAUUCAGCUACUCAUAAUACCCCAAAUUCAGCAGUACAAGUUUCCCUAACUCACUCGGUGAAUCAAAAUUUGCUGAAUGCAACGUCCGAUUGUCACAAUCACUUUGAAGAAGUCUUGAUAAUCGAUGAUUGUGUGGGUAGUCGAAGAGGCUUCGGUGAGUGUCACGAAACUAUAUGACAAGAGCGUCAGCCCUCGUGGGCCAGUGAGACGGACGAAGAUAGCGAGGCUGAACCUCAACAAAUUUGUCA